Molecule: messenger RNA, 1915 nt
Organism: Paramisgurnus dabryanus
Lineage: Eukaryota; Metazoa; Chordata; Actinopteri; Cypriniformes; Cobitidae
Product: ecto-ADP-ribosyltransferase 5-like
Molecular function (GO): NAD+ poly-ADP-ribosyltransferase activity; NAD+-protein-arginine ADP-ribosyltransferase activity
Source: RefSeq, a predicted model, not a curated record
CUCAACAGUUUGCAUCGUUUCAGCAUAAUUACUUUACUAAACCAUAGCUUUGAUAUACUUGUUACUCUAUUCAUCAAACACUGGAACAUAAGUCGCCUGAAGGUCGUAAUAUCUAAAAAAAGGAUUCAGACUAAAUCAGGAUGUUGACCACUGCAGCUCUUUUUCUCAUUGUCGCCAGUAAAGUUGUCCAAGGACAGGAUAACAAUCAAGCUGUUCUAUCCCAAGCACCAACAUAUCCAUUAAGUAUGUCAGAAUAUUCAGUUGAUGACCGGUAUGAUGGUUGUACAGAGAAGAUGGCAAACCUGGUGGAGACAAAAUAUCUAUCUGAAGAAAUCACUGCUAACAUAUCAGGCUUUGGAACUGCUUGGAAGACCAGUGAAGGAAAAAUCCCUGAACCAAAAGAUAACUUAAAUAGAAACCAUUUAAUUGCCAUUUCCGUGUUCACUGGUCAUACCGUAUAUAAACAAUUCAAUCAGGAUGUUAGGAGUGGUAAACUUAAUUACAAAAACAUGAAAUACGCAUGGUAUUCACUUUACUUUUUGUUGACAGAAGCGACACAGAUUUUAAAGAAAACACAACAGGGAUGUAAAUCAACUUAUGGUGGUACCAGUGUUAGGUUUAAUGAGAAUGUUCUGCACAAAGAGAUUCGUUCUGGCGUAUUUGCAACCUCUUAUCUUGAACGUAAAGAAGCAACCAAUUUUGGAAAUGAAUCUUGUUUUGAAGUCACGACUUGUUAUGGUGCUGAGGUGACAAAAUACUCUGAGGUUCCUUCCCAGAAAGAGGUGCUGAUUCCCCCAUAUGAGACAUUUAAAGUGACUGAAAUCAAGCAUGACUGGUGUAAGACUGUGUUUGUGGUGAAAAGCUCUGGAAUAACAAGUGACUUAAACUGUGCAGUUGGAUCAGUCGAGUCCCAGAUAUCUCACAGAUGUCUGUCGCUUUGGCUGACUAACUUUUACAUCUUCGUUCAUUUCUCUUUAUUAUACUAAAUAUUACUUUAACUUCUUAUAAAGCCACACACAUAACAUACAGGAAAAAAUAUACCCUGUCCAUGAAUUAAGAAUUUAUUUCUACAGUUAAUUAAUACAUGAUUUUAACAAGCUAGCUCCUUAUUUUUGGGAAAUCAUUCCCAUGCUUUAUUUGAUCAUUUCUACGUUUUAGGUAAACCGUGUGCAUGCUAUUUUUUACCAAUUUCUGCCAGCAAAUUCAUACAUUUAUUGUCUUUUUACUGUGCAGUGAUGCAACUUCUUAUCCAACCUAAAAGACUGUUUUGGUUGUUUGUCCAUUCCCCCAAAUAGGACCAACAGAUGAGUUAACUAAAUUAGCACCUCUACGGAGCAGGUAAAAAUAUAUAAAUAUAUUAGGGUAUGAAAUUAUAUUUCGGGGUAUCAUUUUGCUAUGCUUACAUGCAUUGGGUUAUGAUUAUCAAUUUAAACUCACACAAUACCUUGGCUGCGUUCAGCCUCAACAAAACAUUGCACAACGUUUAUUAAACAGAAACAGUGAUGCGUUGAACUCCCUGUUGUGAUGACACAAGAGUUGCAAAUACGGUAGCUGAGAAGGCCAUGCUUUGUGUUAUUUUUUAAAUGUUUCUGGAGCCUGAUGAAAUCAUUAUAAAUACGUGUGUAAUACUGUAAAAUACGCUCGCACACUGUUUUGAACUUGAACUAGGUGUUUCAAAACUUCUUGUAAACAUGUUUUUGCCCUCCAGUUUUUGCAGCUUGUUUGCGACCCUGAAUUAAUUUGCGUUGCUAUUGGUAGAUUGCGUUGGACAUUAUGGAAAUCAGCUGUUGCGCCUGUGUUUUUUAAUUUGUGCCUUUUUAGUAAAUAACCUGCAGAUAUUUCCACUCCCAUCUGUGCUUUUUUUGGAAUCGCACUUAAUUUGUGCUCCCGUGCUUAAUUUUCUCUGUUUAGUAAA